AUGAACGAAGAUAUCUUUCGAGGUGAUGCUGAUGAUGAUUUACAGACCAAUUCAGACUCUCUCUUUGCAACUGAGGCAAGUGAUUUGUCCCCACCACUUUCAGACCCGUUGGAGGUUGACUACACUGUCACUCCACAGGACGCGAACGACAAUGACGAGGAGUUUGGCGAAUUCGUUUCAGCAUCGACUGACCCUUUUAAGCAGCCCGUUUUCUCCACUGUAGACAACGAUGAUGAGGCUCAAUCACUUCUCACCAUUGACUCGGACUCUGGCGUUGAGUUCGGGGAAAUCGCAGGUACGGGAAUCGUCCCUCCAGUCCUUGCUCGCCUAGAAAAUUCGACACGCCGCAUUCGCCAAGCAGGCAAGAACGUACAAUAUAAAUGGCGGAUUCUUCAGGGCAUACAGCUUUCAAAAAUCGAGUUCAAGGCUCAGCCUGCUGUUGUUUGUGAAUCCCCUGCCCCGACGACUGCUCUUGAAGAGUUGGCGGAAUUUGCCAGAGUAGCUGCAACUACCACUGAGGUUAUCAAGCAACAGAAGGCUAAUCAUUCUGCGGUUGAGGCUGUUUCUUUGGACUGGGUUGUCCGGCCUGUAUGCUUUGGGAUGCCGCUUUUCACAGAGAUUCCGAAGGAGCUCAUCCGUGAUCUUGAAGAUUAUAUGGAGGCUGAGCGUGCUGCUUGGAGCGACUUCGCGGUCUGA
Molecule: messenger RNA, 696 nt
Organism: Plenodomus lingam JN3
Lineage: Eukaryota; Fungi; Ascomycota; Dothideomycetes; Pleosporales; Leptosphaeriaceae
Source: RefSeq, a predicted model, not a curated record